GCCUUCGACCUCUUCGACACCGACGGCUCCGGAGAAAUCGACUCCAAGGAGCUCAAGGUGGCCAUGCGUGCCCUGGGGUUCGAACCAAAGAAAGAGGAAAUCCAGAAGAUGAUCUCCGAUGUGGAUGAUGACGGCUCAGGAACCAUCGGCUAUGAGGAGUUCCUGAAGAUGAUGACCCACAAGAUCUUGAAUCGUGACCCGAAGGACGAGAUUCUCAAGGCCUUCCGCCUCUUCGACGAUGACGAGACGGGCAAGAUCUCUUUCAAGAAUCUCAAGCGGGUGGCCAAGGAGCUCGGGGAGCGAAUGACCGACGAGGAGCUGCAGGAGAUGAUCGACGAGGCCGAUCGUGACGGCGACGGCGAAGUCAACGAG
Symbiodinium sp. CCMP2456 is the source of this 372-nucleotide messenger RNA. Lineage: Eukaryota; Dinophyceae; Suessiales; Symbiodiniaceae. The record is from the annotation of a GenBank genome assembly.